Molecule: messenger RNA, 540 nt
Organism: Arabis nemorensis
Lineage: Eukaryota; Viridiplantae; Streptophyta; Magnoliopsida; Brassicales; Brassicaceae
Source: the annotation of a GenBank genome assembly
AUGGCUGAGGAAAACGCAGAUUCACCAAGACAAGCUUCCCCUGCAUCUUAUCCUGGAGUGGUAGAGGUUAUAGAGAGUGUGCAGUUGUUGAGAAAAGAGCUUGGUGAUGGAUUAAAGGACAUACACGAUAAGCUCGAUGCACAAGAUAAAAGAAUCCUAGCUGUUGAAGCAUUUGUGAAGAAUGCACAAAAUAGUGUACCUGAUAUGGAUGAUGAGUGGAGAGAUAAUGAUGUUGGUUAUGAUUUCAGUUUUGAUAGGGCUGGAAAAUAUCAAGGAGACAAUGCUGAAGCAAGUAAUAUAAAUGUUGUCAUGGAGGGGGAAGUAGCUUUGACUGAACCAGAGGGUGAUGGCAUGGAAAAAUCUGAGAAUGUGAUGGACCCGAGUGUGAUCGCUGCAGAAAGUCAAAUUGAAUCAGAGGGUGAGACUGAUGAGGUUGGUUAUGAAGAAAUUGAGCGUACUCCUAGUGUCGUGGUGAAGAGAGAAAAUCAGAAACUAAAAAUUUUAUCAUCUAAGAAGAAGAGGAUUAGAAGGACUACUUGA